GAAGAGGAGCCUGGUGGCCAUCGGAACCCACGACCUGGACACCAUCUCCGGGCCCUUCACGUACACGGCCAAACCUCCCGCAGACAUCUGCUUCAAGCCGCUCAACCAGACCAGAGAAUACACUGCAGCCCAGCUCAUGAGCCUCUACAAGACAGACAGCCACUUGAGACAUUACCUGCACAUUAUUGAAGACAAGCCUGUGUACCCCGUCAUCUAUGACAGUAACGGCGUCGUCCUGUCCAUGCCUCCCAUCAUCAACGGGGAUCAUUCAAAAAUCUCCUUAAAGACGAGGAACGUCUUUGUUGAGUGCACAGCCACCGACCUGACCAAGGCAAAGAUCGUGCUGGACAUGAUGGUGACCAUGUUCAGCGAGUACUGUGCCCAGCGUUUCACGGUUGAGGAGUGUGAGGUGGUGCACCCAGAUGGCAAGACGUGCUUAUACCCAGAACUGUCUUACAGGAAGGAGAAGCUGUCUGCUGAGUUCAUCAACAGAAAAGUUGGCAUUAAUGAGUCGACUGAGAGGAUAGCUCAGCUGCUGACCAGGAUGUGCCUGUUCUCCCAAGCAACUGGCGUCGACGAUGAGAUCGAGGUUGAGAUCCCACCGACCCGUUCAGACGUCAUCCACUCUUGUGACAUCAUGGAGGAUGCUGCCAUCGCUUACGGUUUCAACAACAUCACCCACACCCUGCCGCGCACGUACACUGUAGCUAACCAGUUUCCUCUGAACAAACUGACAGAACUGUUGAGGCAAGACCUGGCAGCUGCUGGCUUUACAGAGGCUCUCAACUUUGCUCUGUGUUCUCAAGAGGAUAUUGCUGACAAGCUUGGGAAAAAGAUCUCCGAGACUAGAGCGGCUCAUAUUUCCAACCCCAAGACUGCAGAGUUUCAGGUGGCGCGCACCAUGCUGCUGCCGGGCCUGCUGAAAACUGUAGCUGCCAACAGGAAGAUGCCCCUUCCCCUCAAACUGUUCGAGAUCUCAGACGUGGUGCUGAAGGACCAGACCAAAGACGUCGGGGCGAGGAACAGUCGGCGUUUCUGUGCCGUCUACUACAACAAAAGUCCAGGAUUUGAGGUGAUUCAUGGCCUGCUGGACAGGACCAUGCAGCUGCUGGAGGUGAAGGCUGGCCGAGGACUGGGGUACCACAUCCAAGCUGCUGAGGACUCCAUCUUUUUUCCUGGUCGGUGUGCUGAGAUCUUUGUGCAUGGAAAGAGCGUAGGGCACCUUGGAGUCCUCCAUCCAGAUGUCAUUAACCGCUUUGAGUUGACCAUGCCCUGCUCUGCCCUGGAGAUGGACAUCGAGCCGUUCCUUGGCUACACGGCAGAGACCCUCCUCACAUAUGACGUCCCCAUGCAGGAAACCCGCAAGCACCAGUUCCAAACGCACAACGAAUCCAAGCAGGCACCCUCACACUCCCCGCCUUCCACUAAAACUGUCUUUGGUGACAUGAACGCUCAGGGAGGUCUCAAAGCACUUAAUGAUUUCCUGGCCAACAAAAGCUACAUUGAAGGUUUUGUGGCAUCCCAAGCUGACGCUGCCGUAUUCGAUGCCAUCCCUUCUCCUCCCUCACAAUCCUUUUGCCACCUCAGGCGCUGGUACAAUCACAUCAAGUCCUUUCAACUGGAGAGAGCACGUCUCCCAUCAGCCAAAAGUCAGUUUGUCCUCCCACCCACUCCCCCUGCCUCGCCAAAUGACACCAACGACAAUGACAUUGACCUUUUCGGUUCUGACGACGAGGCAGAGAGCUUAGAGGCGGCUAGAAUAAGAGAACAGCGCCUCGCUGAGUAUGCCGCCAAGAAGUCCAAGAAACCAGCACUCGUUGCCAAGUCCUCCAUCUUGCUUGAUGUCAAGCCCUGGGACGAUGAGACGGACAUGGCCAAGAUGGAGGAGUGCGUCCGCAGCGUCAGUAUGGACGGGCUGCUGUGGGGGCAGUCCAAGCUGGUGCCAGUGGGCUACGGCAUCAAGAAGCUGCAGAUAGGCUGCGUGGUGGAGGAUGAUAAAGUGGGCACAGAUCUGCUGGAGGAAGCCAUCACCGCCUUUGAGGAAUAUGUUCAAUCUGUGGACGUGGCUGCUUUUAAUAAGAUCUGAUCUAGAUUAAAUCAUUUAAUGGUUUUCUGGUCCUGGCUGUAGUUAGAAUAUCACAAAAACAGUGAUGUAGCUUUUCACACCAUCUUGUUAGACUAAAAACAAACCCUUUUUUGAAGGCACCAAUAAAUGUUCCAAACAUCUAAUGAA
Nematolebias whitei (Rio pearlfish) is the source of this 2233-nucleotide messenger RNA. Its product is annotated as phenylalanine--tRNA ligase beta subunit. Lineage: Eukaryota; Metazoa; Chordata; Actinopteri; Cyprinodontiformes; Rivulidae. Gene Ontology annotation, biological process: translational elongation; phenylalanyl-tRNA aminoacylation. The record is from RefSeq and is a predicted model, not a curated record. Gene Ontology annotation, molecular function: phenylalanine-tRNA ligase activity; RNA binding; translation elongation factor activity. Gene Ontology annotation, cellular component: phenylalanine-tRNA ligase complex; eukaryotic translation elongation factor 1 complex; cytoplasm.